Molecule: messenger RNA, 2362 nt
Organism: Sciurus carolinensis (gray squirrel)
Lineage: Eukaryota; Metazoa; Chordata; Mammalia; Rodentia; Sciuridae
Gene: Btbd9
Product: BTB domain containing 9
Exons: 11
Coding region: 502-2136 (544 amino acids)
Biological process (GO): modulation of chemical synaptic transmission; adult locomotory behavior; circadian behavior
Molecular function (GO): protein binding
Source: RefSeq, a predicted model, not a curated record
GCCCUGGGCCACUCGCGGCCCUAACCCCGGCGGCCAGCCCACCCGCCGACAGUCGGUUGCUAAGUGACGCCAGCGCGCAUAGGCGCGUGCGCGGCCACGGCGGUGUGCGUGAGAUCGGACGCGCGCCGCGGCGGCGGCGGCGGCGAGGACGGCAGCGAGGACGGCAGCGACGGCAGCGACCUAGGGGGCGGUGGCUGCGAGGCGGGUGCGCAGCCAGCGGAAGAGGCGUCUGUGCCGGCGGCUAGGUCGCAGAGGAACAUCGUUGGGAUAAGUGACUACCGUCUGUUUCUACAAGAUGAUUAAACAGCCACACCUCUUCGCCCCUUUACUUCGGUGGGAGAAAUUGAUCACGUGCACAUUUUGUCUGAGCACAUCGUGUGCCUUGUUGAUUGGGGAAGAAUAUGGCGACGUCACGUUUGUCGUGGAAAAGAAACGUUUUCCUGCCCACAGGGUAAUUUAGCAGCCAGAUGCCAAUAUUUUCGAGCAUUGCUGUAUGGUGGAAUGCGGGAGUCUCAGCCUGAAGCAGAAAUCCCUCUCCAGGACACCACUGCAGAAGCAUUCACAAUGCUACUCAAAUACAUCUACACUGGGCGGGCGACACUGACAGAUGAGAAGGAGGAGGUGCUGCUGGAUUUUUUGAGCCUGGCUCAUAAAUAUGGAUUUCCAGAGCUGGAGGAUUCUACCUCUGAGUAUCUCUGCACCAUACUUAACAUUCAGAAUGUCUGUAUGACUUUUGAUGUUGCCAGUCUCUACUCACUUCCCAAGUUAACUUGUAUGUGCUGCAUGUUCAUGGACAGAAAUGCUCAGGAGGUGCUCUCAAGUGAAGGCUUCCUCUCCCUUUCCAAGACAGCACUUCUAAACAUUGUGUUAAGAGAUUCAUUUGCGGCUCCUGAAAAAGACAUUUUCUUAGCCUUGUUAAACUGGUGUAAGCACAAUUCAAAGGAGAAUCAUGUGGAAAUCAUGCAGGCUGUGCGUUUACCUUUGAUGAGCCUCACCGAACUUCUCAAUGUCGUGAGGCCCUCAGGACUGUUGUCUCCUGACGCCAUUCUGGAUGCUAUUAAAGUGCGGUCAGAGAGCCGGGAUAUGGACCUCAAUUAUAGAGGCAUGCUCAUACCAGAAGAAAACAUUGCAACUAUGAAGUAUGGAGCCCAGGUUGUAAAAGGGGAGCUGAAGUCUGCCUUAUUAGAUGGUGAUACUCAAAAUUAUGAUUUGGAUCAUGGAUUUUCUAGGCACCCAAUUGAUGAUGACUGCCGCUCAGGCAUUGAGAUUAAGCUAGGUCAGCCGUCCAUUAUCAAUCACAUACGGAUACUCCUGUGGGACCGGGACAGCCGGUCUUAUUCCUACUUUAUCGAAGUGUCAAUGGAUGAACUUGAUUGGAUCAGAGUGAUAGAUCAUUCGCAAUAUCUGUGUCGGUCUUGGCAAAAGUUGUACUUUCCAGCCCGUGUCUGCAGGUAUAUUCGAAUAGUUGGGACUCACAAUACAGUGAACAAGAUCUUUCACAUUGUGGCUUUUGAAUGUAUGUUUACAAACAAAAUCUUCACUCUGGAGAAGGGGCUGAUAGUUCCCAUGGAGAAUGUUGCAACAAUUGCUGAUUGUGCCAGUGUAAUUGAAGGAGUCAGUCGGAGCCGAAAUGCCUUGCUGAAUGGGGACACUAAAAAUUAUGAUUGGGAUUCUGGCUACACGUGUCACCAGCUGGGAAGUGGUGCAAUUGUGGUUCAGCUGGCACAGCCAUACAUGAUUGGAUCAAUACGAUUAUUACUUUGGGACUGUGAUGAUCGCAGCUAUAGCUACUACGUCGAGGUUUCUACCAAUCAGCAACAGUGGACCAUGGUGGCUGAUAGAACAAAAAUCUCCUGCAAGUCCUGGCAGUCGGUGACUUUUGAAAGACAACCUGCCUCCUUCAUCCGAAUCGUCGGAACACACAACACAGCAAAUGAGGUGUUCCACUGUGUCCACUUUGAGUGUCCGGAGCAGCAGAGCAGCCAGAAGGAGGACAGCAGUGAUGAAUUGGGGACAGUGGACGACGGCCUGGCCGGUCAACAGCUUGACCCUCAUGCCCUGCGGGCCCCCGGCGGCAGCUCACUGCCCCCCAGCCCGGGCCCCAGCUCGCGCUCACCCAACCGGCAGCACCAAUAAAGGAGGCAGCAGAUGUGUGACUGGGUGGGCCUGGCAGCAGCAGGAGUGUCCUCCGGGCGGGGCUGUGUGCACUGCCCUCCCCACCUCCAGGGGGCAGGCCCGGCUGCAGAGGCGGACACAGAACAGGUCUCCUCCCAAGGACGCAGGCCCGCUUUCUUCUCCUCUUUUGUCCAGUCAGGCUAGUCUCCAGGGGAGAAAGGGGCCUUCAGUCUUCAUCAAGUCCACC